ACUUAUCGUGCAUUAAUACUGUUAAGAGAUUAUUUCUAUUCAUUCAAACGGUUAACUCACAAGCCUACGACAAUAAUUUUAUCAGUUAUACCAAUUUCAAACAUAUAAAAUAUGAUGGUAAAAGAAUAUGUUUGAACCAUUCCUAGGUAGGGGUAAAGGUAAUAAUAAUUAAUAAUAAUGCAAGUUGAACAUGACAUGGUCAGAAGCACAUGGCUUGAAAUCUUAAAAUUAAAUUUUCUUACCUAAUAUUUGGCUGGCUGAACAAAAGAUUGUUGGGGUUAUUUAGUUGCAAAAGAAGUAUUUUGAAAUUAAGACAAUUUUCUUAUUUAUCUAAAUGUUAGUGAACGUAAUUACUUGAUACUUAUUAUUUAUCUAAACUUUAAUAGACAAAGUUACUCAAUACAUAUAGUGAUAAAAGAUAUUAGUAUGGAUUGUAUCUACGUUAUUAAAUUGGCACAAUAUAUAAAUAUAUCGUUUAAACUUGUCUUUAAUUGAUAUUCAUGCCCUCCAACUUUAAAUAUAUUUGUCGUAGGUAUAGAGCUAAUCAAAAUCGAACCGAAAUUGAUAAUCCAAACUGAAUUUUUUUACUGAUUUAUCGAUAAUGAGUUAUUGAUUUAGCGAUUUUGAUUACAGUUUUUAAUUUUUUUAUCGGAUUAUCGAUUUUUAACAGUUAAAAAAAAUUUCUUAACAGGUUAACCGAGAGUAAAUUAAAUAAUUACAUUUAUACAUUUGGUAUAUAAAGUCAUUGACUUAGAGUUUAGUUUCGUACUUUUAUUUUAAAUUGUCUCAAACUUUCGAUAAUCUACAAUGUGAAAAUGUUUGUUUUUGAGCAAGAUGCAUUCUGACAUCUUUGGUUUGUCACCUUAUUUUUUGAUUUUCAAUAAAAAAAAAUUGUGUCAAAUCUCAACGAUCAGACCGAUAACUGAAUCCAUAACGACCAAUAACCGAGAAUUCAAGCACAAAAGUUCGUAUACAAAACCGCCAAACGAAUUCCAAAUUGGUUUCAGAUUCAUAUAAUUCAGCAUUUUUAGAAUUUGGAUUUAGAUAUAUUUGUUUGUUUUUUGGUAUUUAAUCUUAGUGUUUUUGGUCCUGGUUUGAAUCCUUGUUUUCGAAAUUAUUGCUCGUUGGAAUAAUAAUUCAAAGUUGAAGUAAAAAUCCUAUGUUAUUUAGGAUUUGUGAUUUUUUUCGUAUUUAAUUAAUUAAUGUAUUUUUAGGAUUUGUUUGUGCUAAUUCAUAUAGGAAUAUGUUUUCUAAUCCCAGUUUAAUUUGAUAAAUAGAUAUGUUACAGAAACAUAACAACUUUGAAGUAAGAUUCAACUAACUUUAAAGUUUAUAAAUAAAAUAUUUUUCUUCAUCGCCUUUUUGGGGUCUUAGUAGCUGUAGAAUUUCUGGGUUGUUUUAACUAUCUGUUGCUGGAAUUUUGUAAAGAAAAAUGCAAGAAAAGGGAUUGAAUAUAAGUAGGGGUUCGAGACGAAUGCAGAUUAUUACAGGCGGUUAUAUGGAUGAUCGAGGUUGGACUCUACUUCAUAUUGUUGCUCGAAAAGGUGACCUGAAAGAGGUCAAGAGACUUCUUAAUGAAGGCAUGGAUGCAAAUGUGACUGCUGGGGGACGGGGACCUAAGUCACUUGGUGUGACUCCACUUCAUCUAGCUGCUAAGGGUGGUCAUGUUCGAGUUAUGGAUGCAUUGCUCGAGAGAGGUGCUGAUAUUGAUGCAAGAACCAGAGGUGUAUGUGGAUGGACUCCACUUCAUCAUGCAGCUAAAGAAAGAAAGAAGAAAGCAAUCAGAUUCUUGAUCAGAAAUGGUGCAUUUUUGCCAGAUGAAAUCCAUGAUAUCAGGUUCAAUCCUCCACUUCACUAUUGUCCUGGUCUCGAAUGGGCUUACGAGGAGAUGAAACUGCUGCAACUAGAGAGUUCAUCCUCUAACAGCUCAGGAAACUGAGGAUGCAACAACACUUCUCGAAGCAUGUGUUCCAUGAGGAAGAAACGUUUUACAAGCAUAGACAUGAUCUAGAUUUCACCAUUCAUAAUCAACUUCGUCACAUCUAGAAUUGUCACCAGUAAACUCCACAGUUACAGUCUCGAUAUAAUAUGGAUCGUCUCUUCUAUCCUUAUCUACUUAAAUACGAUUUUUUUGUCAAGUUGAAACAAUUUUUUGUGCAUAUAACACACUUUUAUUAAUACUUGGGAAGUGUAUGAGUUACAAAACAUACUUACCUACAUUAUUUCAUCAGCAAUAUUCAACAGCAGAUAUAUAUAGAAUAUAAAGACCUAAUAAUAUAGCAGUCAAGAAAACAAAGAAAUUUAAAAAUUUAAUUACAAAAUAAACCAAAAAAA
Solanum lycopersicum (tomato) is the source of this 2334-nucleotide messenger RNA. RefSeq names its product phytochrome-interacting ankyrin-repeat protein 2-like. Gene Ontology annotation, molecular function: protein binding. NCBI's taxonomy places the organism in Eukaryota, Viridiplantae, Streptophyta, Magnoliopsida, Solanales, Solanaceae. The record is from RefSeq and is a predicted model, not a curated record.